Ipomoea nil (Japanese morning glory) is the source of this 1537-nucleotide messenger RNA. RefSeq names its product F-box/FBD/LRR-repeat protein At1g13570-like. The coding region runs from base 85 to 1284 and encodes 399 amino acids. The record is from RefSeq and is a predicted model, not a curated record. Gene Ontology annotation, molecular function: protein binding. NCBI's taxonomy places the organism in Eukaryota, Viridiplantae, Streptophyta, Magnoliopsida, Solanales, Convolvulaceae. The transcript has 5 exons.
CCAACUCAAACGGUUCUCCUCCGACACUGCUCGCCGCCUCUCUCCUUUUUCGGCGUUUGGAUUCCAGGUUUAGGGCAUUGGAUUAUGGCACCGGGGAGAGAUAGAAUCAGUCAACUUCCCGCAGAUAUACUUGACCACAUUUUGGGAUUUUUGCCAAUUGAAGAUGCUGCUAAAACCGUUGUGUUAUCUUCCAUUUGGAGAGAUGUUUGGCUUAGUCUUACCCAACUCAAUUUUGAUCGUAGGUUCUUUCGUUAUAUUAAUAAUAAACAUCGCCGUGCUAGCAACUAUGUCAAGAAAUCAGCUGCAAGUUUAUACGUGAUCAACAAAGUUCUCCGGCUGCACAAAGGAACAAUUCGGAAAUUUGUUCUCUGUUUUUAUAAUGUUGGGAAACUUGCAAUUAGGUAUCGGUCUUAUGACAUUGACGAAUGGUUACUUUUAGUCACACAGAAAGGUGUUGAAGAAAUCUACAUUGGUUUUGCGGAACAAGCAUACCGGUUGCCGGGCUGCAUAUUUUCUUGUUUAACACUUAAGAGAUUGCAUCUUUAUCGUGUCAUUGUUGAUCCAAUCAAUUUCCCUUGCAUAUUACCUAAUGUUGCUUCACUUUGUUUUCAAUGGGUUGACUUUGGCCCUAUAAAUUGUCUAGAUUGUGCUAUUGACGUUCCGGCACUUGAGAAUUUGUCAUUUAUCGACUGUAAAGACUCGUUUUAUUUUGAUAUUACUGCUCCAAAGCUGUGUAGUUUAACAAUCAAAUCUAACUCAUAUAACAUGUUGGCCAAAUUUCUCCCGGUUAACUUGGACUUGAGAUCUAUUUCUACUCUUGAUUUGAAUGGUUUUGUCCAGGGAUUUGUUAAAGAAUUCACGAGGAAGGGAUUUCGACUAAAUGUGAAAUACCUUAAGCUUUCACGUUUCGAAGAAUUUUAUACCCAAAGUGAUAGAUCAUCUUCUCUGCUUGCUCAUGUGCUGCGAUUAUGCCCUAAGUUACGCAAACUGGUUAUCAAUUUAUUUGGGCUCAAUUCAGUAGCUACUGAACGUAUGGACGCCUUUUUGGAACUUCAUGUUGUGUCUCAAACAAAUAAGAAGCUCCAUGCUUUGAAGUUUAUCCCAUUUAAAGGGUCACAUUCUGAAACGUUUUUCAUUAAGAAGCUACUUGCUAGUUUUUCAACACUUGAAAAAGUUGUUAUUGUUCGUGACAAAUAUCACUGCAAAAAGGACUCUACUGGAAUUAUGCAGGAGCUUUUGGAUCUUCCCUUUGCCUCCACAAAAACGAAAAUUAUUAUUGUCUAGUUGAUGGUAUGAAGCCGAAUGGUGACAACAUUGUCCCGAUGUUUUGGAAGUAACAACUUAGUUUGGUGCACACACAAAACUCUUCGCACUGAGGCUCGAGGAUAUAAUGUAAUAUUUUUCGUCAAGCCAUUACUUGUUUGCUUUCUUGCACUCUCUUUUUAACACUCGAGAAGGUUGGCAUUGUUCAUACCCGUAGUUUGCAAGAGGUUUUGAAUUUUCCUCGUGUCUUAGAAAAGCAAAAAUGAUUUUCUUU